AUGGCUGAACCCGAGCCGUUUUGGACCAUCCCCGCUCAUUUAUCAGAAAAGGCAAGGAUUCGAGACGCGAACGUCUUCUUCUGGUGGACUUCUCACUCUAACACUGCGCUCCUAGCAUGUCUCAACGCGGAGGUUACUCCGGUGACAGUCCAGACGGUGCUCCGAUGGAUGGCGUUGGGCGCACAGUGGAGUCGUGAAAUGGUAAUCAAGAAAGUGCGUUUGAGGCAACUCGGACCUUUCCUCUAUCAGGCUCUGCCCAGGUCUGAGCAUCCGCUGGAUCGCUCCGUAGUCAUCGAGCCGCAGGAGAUCUAUGGCUUUUUCCAUCCUGACCCGAAAGUGUACCUACAUUCGCUGCCUUUGUACGGACUCUAUUAUAGAGAAACUCUUAAGGCAGGGAUUCAGGCUCAGGAGGAAAUCGAGACGAGCACACCAGUGCCCCAAUGGUUUCUGGAUAUGUACUUCCCGAACUUUGCCAGCGCCAUAUCUCGUCCUCUAAAAAUCGAGGAUCUCUGGAAGACGGAGGUCAAAUGCAUUUUGCCUUUCGGCGAGCGGCCCCACAGUUCUGAUUCCGACCCGAGCUUUACCAGUGACGGGAACGUGGUUCCCAUGCGUGGAGAUGUGUAUGAGCUGUGGUUGGGGAACAUGUUCAGUGUUGAUGUCGAUGAUGACUACAGAAUUCGCACCUUCAGUCGCGCUGCGGCCAAAAUUGGCUUCCCCGACAAACUUGUCGAUCCGGACAAACGUUGGGCAACUUUCUUCCGUGAACACAUGCGUUACACCAUCUCAGUGGCGUUCUUCGGAGGGGAUUUGUAUAUUGAGACUCAAGGGCCUGAAAAGCUCGCGCUCAUGGGCGCGGCGCGUCGGGGCGACUUCUCCGACUCCGAGAAGUGGCAGACCGCUCUGGGUCGUGAGAUAAUGCAGGGCACGCUGGCAAUGGAGCUCCGUCGUAUUGGUGGUAGAGAUGAUGUUGAAGAAGACUAG
This is a messenger RNA of Trametes versicolor FP-101664 SS1, 981 nucleotides long. RefSeq lists its product as uncharacterized. NCBI's taxonomy places the organism in Eukaryota, Fungi, Basidiomycota, Agaricomycetes, Polyporales, Polyporaceae. The transcript has 6 exons. The coding region runs from base 1 to 981 and encodes 326 amino acids. The record is from RefSeq and is a predicted model, not a curated record.